This is a messenger RNA of Saccharomyces kudriavzevii IFO 1802, 2247 nucleotides long. RefSeq names its product ubiquitin-specific protease UBP13 (gene UBP13). Lineage: Eukaryota; Fungi; Ascomycota; Saccharomycetes; Saccharomycetales; Saccharomycetaceae. The transcript has a single exon. Gene Ontology annotation, biological process: protein deubiquitination. The record is from RefSeq and is a predicted model, not a curated record. Bases 1 to 2247 code for a protein of 748 amino acids. Gene Ontology annotation, molecular function: cysteine-type deubiquitinase activity; cysteine-type endopeptidase activity. Gene Ontology annotation, cellular component: cytosol; nucleus.
AUGAUCAGGAGAUGGCUGACGAUAAGUAAGUCGGGAAAGAAGAAGAAGGCUGCCAGCGAUACUAUUACAGAAGAGGUAGAGAAAAAUGAUUUUAAGCCUGUAAACUACGAUAUAAAUGACGAAACUUGUAACAGUGCGUCCUCUGACAAUCCCUCUAGUUCGCUGUUCAUCUCUAAUCUGAAUACCAAAGAGAUUUUUUUCAAUGAAGAUAAUAAUUUGCGGCCCUCCUCCGUACAGGAAUGCAAUUCUGAAACGUGUAACCAUGGCAAUGGCCAUUAUAGCCAGGAUGAGAUUUUCAAUAUGUCGAUGGCAAAGCCUACGAGUACCUGUGGAGGUGGCAUAAUGCAAGCACCCGAACCGCCUAUACUAGCCACAAGCGUAUCCGAGUCAAUGCCUUAUGGAGACGGAUCCAAUAAGGUAUUUGGAUAUGAAAAUUUUGGUAACACAUGUUACUGUAACUCUGUCCUGCAGUGUCUUUAUAAUCUAUCCUCGGUACGUGAAAAUAUUUUACAAUUCCCGGAAAAGCCAAAUGAAUCUACUCAUCCAAGAAAGUAUGAAGUGAAAGGCAAUAAGCCAAGAAUAUUCACCGAAGCUAGUUUCGAAAGAAUCAGUGCAAGCGCUAAUGGACACGUGCCUAAUUCUAAAUCUCAAAGUAUUGAUGAAGGAAAACCCACCCUCGUCAACUCUGCCAACUCUAAUGUAACUGGGCCUUCAGAGAAAAAGAGUAAAUUUUUCAAAAGUUUUGGUGCAAAGCAUCUACAAGAUAACAAUAAAAAUGAAGGAAGCCCUUCAUUAUCAAAUAUUCCAAAACCCUCCUCUAAUUUACAAGACGCUCCCUUGUUGAUAGUGGAAACUCCUAAUGAGCCUGGUGCUCCAAGUAAAUUGAGCUCUGAGAACAUCACAGAGAGACCUCCAGAUAUUCCUUGUAAAAUCAUCGUGGGUAGGGCUCUUAAUUAUGAGAAUUCUUCAAGAGGUAGCAGUAGUAGUAACAAUCUAGAUUCAAGAGCAGAAAGUAAUAGCAGCCUACUUCCACCACUCGACAAAAGAGAUACAAGAAGAUCGAGUUCUUCUUCUCAAAUAUCUCCAGAAUACAGAAAGAAAUCCGCUCUGAUUCGUGGACCAGUGAUUAAUAUUGAUCAUAGUUUAAGUGUAUUCGAUAAAGAUUCUCUCUAUUCAAGUUUAAGGGACAUUUUUGAAUGCAUAACUGAAAACACUUAUUUAACUGGUGUCGUAUCACCUAGCUCGUUCGUUGAUGUGCUUAAAAGAGAAAAUGUUUUAUUUAAUACUUCUAUGCAUCAAGAUGCCCACGAGUUUUUCAAUUUCUUGUUGAAUGAAUUGAGUGAAUAUAUAGAACGUGAGAAUAAAAAAAAAGUAACUGCCAAUAAUAAUGACGAUGAUAACGUCCUGAAUAAAACCACGAAUUUCAUUAGCAACCUAUUCCAAGGCACUUUAACGAAUCAAAUAAAAUGUCUGACGUGUGAUAACGUUACAUCUAGAGAUGAGCCAUUUUUGGAUUUCCCCAUAGAAGUUCAGGGGGAUGAGGAAACAGACAUACAAGCUAUCUUGAAAAGUUAUCAUCAGCGAGAAAUGCUGAAUGGACCGAACAAGUUUUACUGUGAUAAAUGUUGUGGCCUACAAGAAGCUGAGCGAUUAGUUGGCUUGAAGCAAUUACCCGAUACUUUAGCACUACAUUUAAAACGAUUCAAGUAUUCUGAAAAACAGAAUUGUAAUAUUAAACUUUUUAAUGACAUUCACUAUCCUCUAACAUUAAAUGUUUGCUCUUCCAUAAACUCUGAGGUUUGUCAGAAGUAUGAACUAUCUGGAAUCGUCGUACAUAUGGGUGGUGGGCCACAGCAUGGCCAUUAUGUUUCUCUGUGCAAACAUGAAAUAUUCGGCUGGUUGCUGUUUGAUGAUGAAACGGUAGAAGCAGUUAAAGAGGAAGCAGUGUUGGAAUUUACCGGUGAAUCCCCAAACAUGGCCACAGCAUAUGUUCUGUUUUAUAAAACAAAAUAUCCAUGUGCUGCUGAUGAUAAUGGUGGUAGAAAUAUAGCAAAAGAACAAGAGGAGCACAUAGACAACUUGAUUAAAUACGAUGAUUGGUUAAGAACUCGCGAUAAUAAUCAGAAGAAGAAAGUGGAAGAACCUACAGCAGAAGAAAUGGAGACUGUUAUCGAUGAUAGUUUUGCCUCUAAUACACCUGUCAGGUCUAGAAAAAAGUCGAGGAUGUUUAGUUUCAGGAAAAGUUAA